GGGUCUUCAGAGUGACUGACCUACUUUAUGAAGAAAAUUCUAGGCUCAAUUUAUAGUACUACUCAGAAGAAAGCAAAAUUUUAUAAUAAGAAUAUUAAAACAAAACAAAUACAGAAAUAUAGAUAAAAUCAAAGUCAAAUUGCAUACUAACAAUAACCACAGCAAAGGAAAAAAUCAUUAAAGCACUUAUUGGGUUAAGUAGAAUAAAGAAAUAGAAAUGUAAUGAAAGGAUGGGAAAAGGAAAGGAAGUAGGAAAGAGUCAAGUGCAAACAAAAUGAAGGAAAGCUAAUUUAAAUAAAAUUGAAGCCUAAAAAAAGGAAAUAAUUUGAGAAAAAGAAUCAGAGACAAAAAUAUCUGAUUCAAAAUAAAGAGAAAUAUCUGAGCAACAUUAGUGGUUUAUAGAAUAAAUAUACUUCAAAGGUCUUUGAAAAAUAAAUUAAUACACAGGGUAAAAACAAAGAAAAUCUUAAGAAUGGCUGGGAAUAAAAGGUGGUUUGGAGAAGUUUCCUGUGAUCUGUAACAUCGGACCAUGCCAGGUGUUGGACGGUCGUGAGUCUCCUUGGAGUCUGAUUCAUCCCUGCUCUUUACGUUGGACCUGGAUAUGGUGAGCGUAUAUGUCAUGCUUCAUCAAAAGAGUCCACAUGUGCUAUGUGUAACCCAGCGACUGAGAAAUACUGAGUUGGUAGACCCAUCGUUCCAAUGGCAUGGGCCGAAGGGAAAACUUGUUUCAGAAAAUACCACCGCACAAGUGACAUCCACAGGAAGCCUCAUAUUUCAGAGUUUUGAAGAGACCAUGAGUGGGGUUUAUACAUGUUUUCUCGAGUAUAAACCAACUGUGGAGGAACCUAUUAAAAAUCUUCAACUGAAAUACAUUGUUUAUGCUUAUCGUGAACCUCGUUUUUAUUACCAAUUCACAGCCCGAUACCAUGCAGCUCCCUGCAAUAGUAUCUAUAACAUUUCUUUUGAGAAGAAACUUCUUCAGAUUUUAAGUAAACUGGUUCUUGACCUUUCCUGUGAAAUUUCCUUGAUUAAGUCUGAAUGCCAUCGUGUUAAAAUGCAAAGAGCUGGUUUGCAAAACGAAUUAUUCUUCACAUUUUCAGUUGCAUCUAUAGACACUGAAAAAGGAUCCAAGCCAUGUACAGACCAUAGUUGUGAAGCUUCCAAAAGAUUAUCUAAGGCUAAAAAUCUCAUAGAGAGGUUCUUCAUUCAGCAAGUGGAAGUCCUGGGCAAGCGUGCGGAGCCGCUGCCUGAGAUAUAUUACAUUGAGGGGACCCUUCAGAUGGUGUGGGUGAACCGCUGCUUUCCAGGUGGUCUGCAGCCCUGGAUCCUUCAAUCCCCGGGAUGGAACUCACUGCCUCCAAUGCAACAACAGCGUGGUGUAUGGAGCGAAGACAUGCAUGUAGGCCAGGGCCUUGUGGGACCCAGUCGCUCAUUCAGCAGAAAAGUAUAUUUUUGAAGUACUAAAGUAUAAUAACUCACUAUUAUGCCGAAAUUAAAUAAUCAGAAUUUACAAA
This is a messenger RNA of Rattus norvegicus (Norway rat), 1514 nucleotides long. The record is from RefSeq and is a predicted model, not a curated record. Lineage: Eukaryota; Metazoa; Chordata; Mammalia; Rodentia; Muridae.